Molecule: messenger RNA, 2140 nt
Organism: Sabethes cyaneus
Lineage: Eukaryota; Metazoa; Arthropoda; Insecta; Diptera; Culicidae
Product: sterol O-acyltransferase 1
Exons: 5
Coding region: 93-1811 (572 amino acids)
Biological process (GO): cholesterol metabolic process
Cellular component (GO): endoplasmic reticulum membrane
Source: RefSeq, a predicted model, not a curated record
UUAUUUAGAGUAAAGUCGAAAGUUCAAGCAGUACCGUUGAACGAUAGUGAUUCUUAGAUUAAUUUUGUGAAAAAGUUUUGUUACAAAUCAUAAUGAGUGAUCAAAAGAAUGCUGCUGACAGUUCAGCGACCGAAUCUAGCCCGUGCGAGACGCCAGGUAGCGAAUGCAAUGGGAUUGGGACACGAGCCCAGCGCGAGUACAAGGACGAGAUAGUGAAGGACAUGGCAAUAGAGAAAAUGCGACAUAAAAUGGAUACCAUCGUUCAGAAAGUGGAGAAGGACGUUGAACGUAAGCUUGACCUACUGGUGGAUGACCUGGUAAACGAGGUGAAAAUAUUCAAUCUCAAGAACUACGAACUACGUCAGCUGUUCAGGGAAAUGAAUCCGUCGGCCGUACGUCGUUCGGAAAACGACUCCGGUCGUCGGCGCAGUGCCAACGGAACGCUACCGGAGAAAGAGUUUCUAGCGAGGAAUUCGCUACUAACCGAUCUGUUCGAGGUGAAACAUAUUAAGACCAUCUAUCACAUAUUUGUUGUGAUCUUAAUUAUCAUGUUCCUAAAUACUGUGGUACACGAUUUCGUUGACCGUGGAAGUAUCAAUCUCGGCCUUCGGCCCAUCAUAGCAGGAUUUGGAAAGUUUCACUUAGCUUUAUUGCUUUGGAGUUGCAUGCAACUGUCAGUAUUGUGCGUCUAUCCAUGUUUUCUCGUUUGGGCACGUUUACAUAAAGCCUUUCAAAACAAAACCCUAAGGAAAAUUUGGGAUCUUUGUUCCAUUUUAGUGCUUGUUUCCUAUCAAUGGGGUUUUAUCAUCGGUGUGAUCAAAACUGUUAUCCUAUUGGAUCUUCCACCAGCAUCAUCAAUAGCUGUUCUAAUGGAAAUGACUCGUUUUUCGAUGAAAGUGUACGCUUUCGUUCGUAGUAACAUUCCACGUGCGUUAUCGCCGUGUAGUAAAAUAUCAGCAGAUGACAAACCACCCCAUUCAACACCGUUACCGGCAUUCUCGAAGUACUUGUACUUCCUGUUUGCUCCAACGCUUGUCUACCGAGACGAAUAUCCACGAACGAAACAAAUCCGCUGGCCGGUGGUGUUUCGGCAUGCAUUGGAAGUGCUCGGUGUGGUUUUCUACAUCAGCUUUAUCUUCGAACGGUUCCUGAUGCCCCUAUUUGACCGUUUCGGAGACGCCCAGAUAACUGCCGGUAACUUUGUGCUAGCACUGUUUGGAAGCAUCAUGCCCGGAUCGUUGUCCUUCCUGUGUGGAUUCUACUGCUUGCUACAUGCUUGGAUGAAUGCUGCCGCUGAACUGCUACGGUUCGCCGAUCGAAUGUUUUAUCGAGACUGGUGGAAUGCCUCAUCUUUUCCGGAAUACAUUCGCUCGUGGAAUGUUGUCGUACACGAUUGGUUGUAUACGUACAUCUACAAGGAUUCGGUUGAGCAUGUGUUCAAGAAUUGUCGGUCACUGUCGACAGUCCUGGUAUUCACCGUUUCAGCUGUGUUCCAUGAGGUGAUUCUGGCGUUCGCUUUUCGAUUCUUCUACCCGGUUAUGUUUGUACAGUUUGAAUUCAUGGGUUUGCUGCUGAUGUUCGUUACACGCAAUGUAAGCAAAGAUGCCGGGAAUGUUCUAUUGUGGUUCAUGCUUUGCAUCGGUAACGGAAUUCAGCUGAGUUUGUACAACAUGGAGUACUACGCUAGGCGAAACUGUCCUGUUAGCGGGGCAUCGAUGAUACAUGACUACCUGGUCCCAGUGUCGUGGACGUGCAACGGAAUAUCGCACAACCCAAAUUGGACAAUAACGGCACCGUGGAACCUGAGCUAGGAGAUAUUGUUGUGCUGUUAGAGUUGUAGCAAACCAGAGGAUAGUCUACUUAGCAAAUAGUACCUGUUACGCUCCUCGGCCAGGAAUUACCAAUGAUUGGAUGGAAUUAACAAGACUGUUACCAGUGUUUUUUUGCAUUUUUUGGUUUUCUUUUUUGUGUUCAAAAAACUGCUGUCUUAUUGAUAGGUUUAUAUCUAGUUUAAAAUUUAGAAGAAUUUGUUUUUCUUAUUCUCAAACAUGAACCAGAAUCGUUGUAGGUUGAUUCUUCACAAUGUCACAUUGUAACGUCAAUUUUUUUGAAAAAAGCGAAAAUAUAAAUAAUGGAGUAA